AUGUCUUGCUACGACCUGUGCCUCACCACCAACGGCGGCAUCGCCCAGCCCCAGCCCAUCGCCGACAGCUGCAACGAGCCCUGCGUCCGGCAGUGCCCCGACUCGACGGUCGUGAUCCAGCCACCCCCUGCGGUCGUCACCUUCCCUGGCCCCAUCCUCAGCUCCUUCCCCCAGCAGUCCGUCGUGGGCUCCUCCGGAGCACCAGUCGUUGCAGCCUCCCUGAGCUCUGGGAGCUCCUCCCUGGGCUAUGGGGGCCUGAGUGGCUAUGGGGGCUAUGGGGGCCUCUAUGGGGGCCUGAGUGGCUAUGGGGGCGUCUAUGGCUAUGGGGGCUCCUCCCUGGGUUACAGGGGCCUCUAUGGCUAUGGAAGAUCCUAUGGGGCUGGAUACUGCAGCCCCUACUCCUACCGGUACAGCAGGUACCGCCGUGGAAGCUGCGGGCCAUGCUAA
Molecule: messenger RNA, 447 nt
Organism: Rhea pennata
Lineage: Eukaryota; Metazoa; Chordata; Aves; Rheiformes; Rheidae
Product: scale keratin-like
Exons: 1
Coding region: 1-447 (148 amino acids)
Cellular component (GO): intermediate filament
Molecular function (GO): structural constituent of cytoskeleton
Source: RefSeq, a predicted model, not a curated record